Messenger RNA from Dendroctonus ponderosae (mountain pine beetle), 3805 nucleotides. It is a transcript of the gene Glg1, whose product is annotated as Golgi apparatus protein 1. Gene Ontology annotation, molecular function: fibroblast growth factor binding. The record is from RefSeq and is a predicted model, not a curated record. NCBI's taxonomy places the organism in Eukaryota, Metazoa, Arthropoda, Insecta, Coleoptera, Curculionidae. Gene Ontology annotation, cellular component: Golgi membrane. The transcript is spliced from 10 exons. The coding region runs from base 216 to 3476 and encodes 1086 amino acids.
UCUGGGACACAACCUCAAUUGUGACUGAAAAGAAGACGUAGGCAAAUGAAAAUCAUAUAAAAAUUGCCAAGUGCAAAAUUUUGUUGUCCAUCGCCGUGUUAUCGUUUAAAAUUAAUUCUGUAAAUGUGUUCAAGUAGAUGUAAAGUGAAACCUCGAGCCCUUUAAGUCCCGUUGUUGAUGUUCCAAGUGUAGUGUUCACAACUCCUUAGCUUACCAUGUUUUUGUUUCUGUAUUGUUUGGCCUUUUUGUUCUUCCCAGUUUUAAGCACUAGUUCCAAUACUUUCCUCCAACUGCUGCGUGCCAAAAGAGGCUCUAUAACGCGCACUUUCUUGGAUUCCCCGGAAUGCAGCAAUAUGCGUAAAUUCUGCGGAAACCGGAGCGACAGCGACGACUUAUCCCUGUUGGAGUGUUUGCAUUCACUGCACCCAGAUGAUUUGAGUACGAUGUUGAAACCGUGCCAACAAAUGGUGUGGGACGCCACCAGCAAUCUGAUAAAGGAUGAAAAUGUGGUCAGCACCCUUUUGCCGCUUUGCAGAAACGACAUGGACAAAUUGAACUGCAAAAGGGAUGAUGGGGACUAUUUCAAGUGUUUAGCCAGCAGGAAGGACACUAUUGAAGACGCCCAUUGUCUGUUCAUGAUCCAGAGGAUCGAGAACGUGGCUUUCACGGACUACAAGUUCCUAGCCACGUUUCUGAAGCAAUGCGAAGCAGACGUUAGAAAGCUCAAUUGUGGAACCAUGGACUCGCAAGGAAUUUCUCAAAUUGCCACAAUUGCCUGCCUCCAAACCAACAUAUUGCUGGUGACUGAAAAUUGCAAAAGUGAAGUGUUUAGAUUAUCGGAAUUGCAGUCAGACAACAUCAAGCUAGACCAGACUAUGUACUUGGACUGUGCUGAGGAUUAUUCGAAGUACUGUUCGCAAUUCCCAGCGGGCAGUGGCCGCGUUUUUCACUGCCUCGCGAGGCAAAACCCGCAAAAACUAAGCAACAAGUGCAAAACCAGCCUGAUUAGAAGACAGGGCCUGAUCUCACAAGACUACAAGGUCAGCAAGGGCCUGAUGAGAUCUUGCAGGGACGAUAUCAAGAAGACCCAUUGCCGCAAACAGACCUCCAGUGAUCGAACUGUAAGAUUGGCUCAAAUCCUGCUCUGUCUGGAAAACCUUAUCAGGAAUGGCACGUAUGUGUCGUCAGACUGCCAGGCCGAGCUAGUGGAACAUCGCAGAAUGCUCAUGGAGGACUACCGACUAUCUCCGGAAAUUGUGGAUAAAUGCAAGAAGGAAACAGUGAUCUUUUGCAGGGAAGUUGAAACUGGUGGCAAGACAAUACACUGCCUGAUGAAAUAUGCUAAGGAAACAAAGAAGAAGGAUGCUUUUAGUCCUAAAUGCAGAGAAGCGCUGGGAGAUUUGGUAAAAAUUGCAGACGCUGGAGAAAACUGGCAAGUGGAUCCAGUGCUUCGAACAGCUUGCGCUCCUGUCGUUGAUAAAUUGUGCUCGAACUUCCGUAGUGGACAUGGAUCGGUCAUGAUCUGUCUUAUGGAUAACAUAGGGGCGGAGGCGAUGACUGAAGAUUGUGAGACCGUUUUAAUGCAAAUCCAAUACUUCGUCGCCAGGAAGUUUGAGUUAGAUGAAGAACUGUACAGAACGUGCAAGGAUGACGCCUUCUCGGUCUGCUCAGCUAACGCUAAAUUUGAUAGUGAAUCGAAUAUAGUCUUUAAUUCGGGGGUGUUAUCCUGCCUUUACAGACAGUUCCGAUCAGAGUACGAAGAUAAACGAUUGAAUGACGCAUGUUUAGCUAACAUACAAAGAGUAAUGAAACAGAGAGCCGUAAGUGUGGACCUGCAGCCUUCAAUUGAAGAGGCCUGUCUAGAUAAUCUGGCCACGUUUUGCUACAAGCGAGUGGAGAAAGGCGAAGAAAUGAAUUGUCUCCAAGAUCACUACAACGAUUUGGAUGAAAAAUGUAAAGACACCAUAGAGCUAUUCACAGAGCUUCAGUCGCAGCAUGCCGAGCUGAAUCCGUACAUCAAUAAACAUUGCACACAUAUUAUCAACACUUUAUGCAUGGAUCACAAGUCAGAUGAGGGAUCAAUCAUGGAUUGCCUAAUUUCCCAGAAAAAUAAUCAAAUUGUGAAAUUGGACCAAGCGUGCAGAGCCAGCAUUGAACAUUUCCAGUUAAUCAGCCUACAAGAUUACAGGUUUUCCUACAAAUUCAAAGUGGCCUGCAAGCCAUACGUGAUCAGAUACUGUAAUGCCUAUUCCUCAAAGUUUGACGUUAUUCGUUGCCUCAGUGAACAAAUAGUGAACGCCACAAUCAACAAAAUCAAAAGCAAUAUUCCACGUGAUUGCCGACAACAACUAAAAGCCCAAUUGUUUCAACAAAGAGAAAACAUUAAUAUGAGCCCCGUUCUAAAGGCGGCAUGUCGCGAUGAUAUUCGCACAUACUGCGCUAAUGUUGUAAAUGUGAAUGGUGAGGUGCUAGAAUGUCUACAAUCAGGAAACAUUGAAUUAAAGCCGGCUUGCCACAAGGAAGUUUUCAGAAUAGAAAAACAAGAAGCUUACGACAACAGUGUUGACUACGCUCUUUUGAACAUGUGUGCAGGCCCUAUAGAAAUGUUCUGUAGCCAUGUGGAUAAGGAAAAUGUACUCGAAUGUCUCAGAAAGCAUAAAGAUCAGAAAGGAUUCAACAAAAAGUGCAGUGCUGUGUUGAUGCAUCGCAUUCUUGAGCAAAAUUCGAAUUCCUUGCUGAAUCCCACAUUGCAAGAGAAUUGCCACAUGGACAUCAGCAAAUUCUGCAGUCAUCUACCGAUUCCUCAAGGGGCAAAAGCGAAAGGCGUUGUAAUUAGUUGCCUAAAAAAGCAGUUUAAAAUGUCGAAACUCACUGAUAAGUGCGAAAAGGAAAUCGCUUCAAUUCUCCGAGAGCAAGCGCUCAAUUUGAAUUUGAAUCCUCUGAUCAGGACGCUUUGUAAGAAUGAACUGCAAAUUAUCUGCAAAAUUGACGAAUACGACGACAAUUCGGGAAAUUUGGAAGAAUGUCUCAAGGACGCUCUGAUCAAUAAAAAGAUCCAAACACCUGAAUGCAACGUGGAGGUUGCGAACAUGAUUGAAGAGUCCCAAGCAGACAUCCAGGUUGACCCUUUGCUACAACAGGCUUGUGCGUUGGACCUGCUUCAAUACUGUAGUGAAAUUGCUCAGGGCAAUGGGAGACAUGUGAACUGCUUGAAGUUGAUGAUGGACAAAAAAAAGAAACUAUCAACGAAAUGCAAAAACAUGCUCACUAAACGGUUUGAAAUGUACAAAAAUGCAGCCCUGAUUGCCCCCAUGCCUCUAGAGAAUUUCGAACAACUUUACCAUCAAGUAACAAGCUCACCUUCAAGACAGUACUUCUUCUUGAUAACGGUCAUAUUUUUGGGGACAGUGUUUAUAGUGGGUCUCAUGUGCGGGAAACUCAAUAAUCGAAAAUACAUGCUGUUGAAAAACAAGUAAACGGCCAAUUGAAUGUGGUUCUAUUGAUGUCUAUAGUAUAUUUAUUAUUUUACUUACCACAAUUUCCAAUAAUUUGGGAGUGAGGAUUGAUUAGUGAAGAUAGCAGGUCGUUGUCUUUUGCCCUGUUUCUAUUGUAUAUUACUGAUUGGCUACGAAAACCGUUGUCAACAACUACUUUGUGACAAAUUUCUACAAAAAAAACCAAGUGCUCCACAAUUAGAAUAAGUUUUAGAUUUAUAUGCGUGUGAUAACUUGUGCAAAUCUUGCUGAAGCUGUGACAGGACUGAAAACCAUUCAUUUGUAUAAAAUAUAUUAAAUUGAAACUAGAA